Zootermopsis nevadensis is the source of this 1647-nucleotide messenger RNA. Its product is annotated as membrane protein FAM174A. The record is from RefSeq and is a predicted model, not a curated record. NCBI's taxonomy places the organism in Eukaryota, Metazoa, Arthropoda, Insecta, Blattodea, Termopsidae.
AUAGAGGAGCAAAUUCAUAUCUUAUGUUGGUUUUAUAUGUAAUCUGUGGAGGCCUUUGAUAUUAUCUGUGUCUGUGGUUUGGUUAUGAACGUGACAGUUGGAUUCUGUAUAUGGCCGUAAGUUGCUGUGUGUCUGGAUAAAUUGUUUUCUGAAUUAUAGAUCUCGUUCCCUACUGUCUGAUUAUGAUUUGGAUGUGCGCUGUAAUGAAUUUAUAAGCCUCGAUGUUUAAAACUGAUAAAAAUGCGUCUGCUUCGUGGUUACACAAAUGUGCUACUCGUACUCACAUUAUGCCUUGCGAUACAGUGUGUCUUUAGCAGUGGUGAUGUCACCAAAAAGGAGAAGAUAGGUGUUAAGGAUAACGAACCAGUUGCACAACAGGACAAUCAGGUUAGAACUUCAGCAGCACAAAGUGUGCCAAAUGAAAAUACAGUUUCGCCUCUUAAAGAUGGAGACGCGACGAAUACCGGAAUUGGUGGAGUGUCAAGGCAACUUAAUUCAUCUCAAGAGACUGUGCAACCUUCCCAUAAAAUGAUCAGUACUGGUGCCUUUGUGAGGGCAUUUUAUGUAUUCGUUGGUUUAUGCGCCAUUGUAGUUAUGUACAUCGUUGUAAGAACUGUAAGACUGAAUCGCAAGAAGACUUCUGUGAGGAAGUAUGGGAUAUUGACGAACCGAGAGGACGUCGAGAUGACCCCACUGGGAGCGGGGGAUGAAGAAGAAGAUGCAACUUUGUUUGACAUGACUUUGCACAAAUCUCGGCCUUGACAGCAACUUUUAAAUUUGCGCACACUGACACAAAUUGGACUUUGUAACUCAGGUAUUCCGUUCGUGCUUCGAUAUUCAGAAUUGAGGAACUUGUCGCAUUUGUGUCUGAGCAGACAUUCUGAAAAAGCUGUUUCUGAGCCUAAUACCUUAUGGUUGUUUGGUUUAAUUUUAUAUGUUUUAAUGUUGUUAACACUUAGUUAAAUUAAUCUGUAUUCAUUGAUAUUUAAAGGCGUCGUUGCAAGUGCGUUGUGUACAUAACCGGUCGUAACGGGAGCGUCUUCAUGUUGGUAACAUUUCUUGCCCCCAGCUGUUUAGAUUUUUGAGCAGCUGUGGGGCUUUUAGUGUAAUGCCUGAAAUUGUCCAGAAGUGAUUACGCACAUUUUUAUCAACCUUCAUUUUUUACUCAUUUGCAUUUGGCAGCAGUGUAACAGCGAAAUAACUUACGAUAAACCCGUAUAAUCCACGGAAGUCUCCUGAAAGAAGGAGAAUGUUUGAAUGUACGCUUUAUUUUUUAAGACUGUGUGGUAUUUGUAAAAUUUGAACACAGGAGAGCGUGAAAUGCGGACGGGUAUUCACAUUCUGAUUUGAUUUUUGGUUAUGAUUAACGUAAAUGAUCUUCCAAAGUCAAGACGAGGCUUUCUUAAGAAAUGUUUCCAUUUUGGUCCUGUACAAAGUGUUUUGUGUACGAAUAUAACACUGUGUGAAUAAAUGCUGUGUGCGCAUGUGGAAAAUUUAGCUGAAUGCAUGUGAAGUCACUUUUGAUCAUAAUGAUUGUUUACAAUUAGCUAAUUCUGUAGCGGAUGUUUAUCAGAGUAACCCAAAAUCCAUUCAUGUAACUCAUUUUUCGUGUUUAUCCCAGUAACAGAAAUAAAUCUGCCUGCGGAA